UCCGCCGUCCCCCUCUCUCUCCUCACCACCACCAUAUACUACCUACAUCCCAUCCUCCUCUUUCCACACUUCUUUCAUUCACUCACUCACUCAUCCAUCCUCCUUCUUCUUCUUCUUCUUCUCCUCCUCCUCCUCGUCCUCCUCGUCGUCCUCCUCAGUCUGGCACUCCUCCCACCUAACCCCCCACCGCCAUGUCCGACUCUACUACCACCAAAAAUGACUUCCUCCACAAGCCCGCCGUCCGCGCUGCACUCCCCUUCGUCAACGGCGGCAUCUCCGGAAUGGUUGCAACCACCGUCAUCCAGCCCGUCGACAUGAUCAAGGUCCGCAUUCAGCUCGCAGGUGAGGGUACCGCAGGUGGGCCCAAGCCCACCGCCAUCGGCGUCACUCGCCAGCUCCUCGCUUCCGGCAAGUUCCUCGACCUCUACACUGGUCUCUCCGCCGGUCUCCUCCGCCAGGCCAUCUACACCACCGCCCGUCUCGGCAUCUUUGACACUUUUAUGAAGACCCUCAACGCCCAGGCAACGGAAAAGGGCACCUCGGUCGGUUUCGCAGAGCGUGCAGGUGCCGGUCUUGCUGCUGGUGGUCUCGCCGCUUUUGUCGGAAACCCCUGUGACCUCGCCCUCAUCCGCAUGCAGUCUGAUGGCCUCAAGCCCCCAGCCGAGCGUGCAAACUACAAGAGCGUCAUUGACGCCCUCGUCCGCAUCACCAAAAACGAGGGCGUCACCGCUCUCUGGUCCGGCUGCUUCCCCACCGUCGUCCGUGCCAUGGCCCUCAACUUUGGUCAGCUCGCCUUCUUCUCUGAAGCCAAGGCUCAGCUCAAGGAGCGCACCGACUGGUCGGUCAAGACCCAGACCCUCGCCGCUUCUGCCGCCGCCGGAUUCUUCGCUUCGUUCUUCUCUCUCCCCUUUGACUUUGUCAAGACGCGUCUCCAGAAGCAGACCAAGGGUCCCCAGGGCCAGCUGCAGUACACUGGCAUGUUUGACUGCUUCCGCAAGGUCGCGGCCCAGGAGGGCAUUACGCGCUUUUACCGUGGCUUUGGAACCUACUAUGUGCGCAUUGCGCCCCAUGCCAUGGUCACCCUCCUCGUGGCCGACUACCUCGGGUUUAUCACCAAGUAGACCCCCAUGUAAUUCACGUUGUAGCACUGAUAGAAUGGCGCGGCCAGGUGGCCGCCUGUGUAGUCUGGCAGCUGGGCUUGGCUCCGUCUGUAGACGAGAUGAUGGAGCCUAUGUGCAUGAGCA
Cutaneotrichosporon oleaginosum is the source of this 1244-nucleotide messenger RNA. RefSeq lists its product as uncharacterized. Gene Ontology annotation, molecular function: transmembrane transporter activity. Gene Ontology annotation, biological process: transmembrane transport. The record is from RefSeq and is a predicted model, not a curated record. Lineage: Eukaryota; Fungi; Basidiomycota; Tremellomycetes; Trichosporonales; Trichosporonaceae.